Pseudophryne corroboree (corroboree frog) is the source of this 1246-nucleotide messenger RNA. It is a transcript of the gene HVCN1, whose product is annotated as hydrogen voltage gated channel 1. Gene Ontology annotation, molecular function: voltage-gated proton channel activity. Gene Ontology annotation, biological process: proton transmembrane transport. The record is from RefSeq and is a predicted model, not a curated record. The transcript has 6 exons. Lineage: Eukaryota; Metazoa; Chordata; Amphibia; Anura; Myobatrachidae. Gene Ontology annotation, cellular component: plasma membrane. Bases 245 to 967 code for a protein of 240 amino acids.
UUUUCUUUGUGUGCUGCGUUUCCUUCUCACAUUACAGUAAACUUAGCUUAUCCAUCCACCACCGCCCUUUAAGUUUAUACUAGUGUAUGUAAACUUUCAGAGCCAGCCAGAGGCAGAGAGUGCAGAGGUGGAAGUGGCUGCUCCCUCCCAGCGGGCUGUGUGAGUGGUAUCUUCUACAUAGGUGUAGCAUUGCACCGCUUCAGACUCGAUGCUCAGAGUGAUGAACAUUUAGUCGUCAUCCAACAUGUCCAAAUAUCUGAAGCAUUUUACCUCUGUUGGUGACAACCAAGGUGACAAACAAUGGAGUCAUGAAGAUGAGGAGAAGCAGCCGCAGCACGAGGAGGAGGUUGAACCUGAAAAGACUCCCCAUCCAUUUACGUCCUCCUACAGCUUCAGGGACGCCUUAAAAUGGCUUUUCAGUUCUCACAAGUUUCAUAUUGUUAUUGUAACUCUGGUUAUUUUGGAUGCUUUAUUUGUCCUCAUCGAGGUACUUCUGGAUUUAGAGCUGUUAGCAGAGAAAGUUAGUCAUGUGGUACCAGAGGUAUUUCAUUAUUUGAGCAUUUCUGUCUUAUCCUUCUUCCUGUUGGAAAUUGUGGGUAAACUGUAUGCUUUCCGGCUGGAAUUCUUCCAUCACAAGUUUGAAGUGUUUGAUGCAGUUAUCGUUGUGAUCUCUUUCAUCAUUGAUGUGGUCUACAUAACACGAGAAGAUGUUUUCAACGCAGUUGGGCUGUUAAUUUUACUGCGGCUUUGGAGAGUCGCCAGAAUUGUGAAUGGUGUAAUUUUGUCUGUGAAGAGUCAGGCAGAAGAGAAGAUCAACAAGUUAAAGGAAAAGCAGGAGACCCUCCUUGCCCGAGUGGCACAGUUGGAGCAGCAGUGCACCCAUCAGGAGGAAGAGAUUGUCAGACUUCAGACGUUAUUACAACAAAAUAACAUAUUUCCAGAACCCAAAGACCCAAACUUCUCAUAAAGCCAUGAAGUAAAGUGUUACAUUCUUAGCAGACCAGCGUCUUUUUUUUUUUUUAAAGUUAUACGUUUGUAGUGGUUGUAUCUGAGCAGUGGUUGUAUCUGAGCAGUGUGUGUGUGUGUGUAUGAUGCAAAGACAACAUUAUGUUUGAUUUGUCAUGUUUAAUCUUUCAAAAUACAAACAUGUACAUUAAUAAAUACACCAAUUUGUACAUACAUUGAGAAUCACAAAAUAAUUCUGUUGUAAAAAAUAAUAAAUAUGAAUUAUUGAACCAGAAACAAA